AUGUUGAGUUUCGGAUUGAUUGCGCUGCAGGUUCUGGCUGCAGGUGCGUUGCCGGAUAGGUUCGAUACUAGGGAUUUUCAGCAACCCAGACAGAGUGAAGCCGACGUGCAGGAAGGCGGUGGUGGUGGUGGAGGAGGAGGAUGCCCUGCAGUAUGGCGAGAGAUCCGAGCGAAUCUAUGGCCCAGGUUCGCGGGGUGUUCAAGGGGCGCGAGUUUUGCUAUUCGCUUUGCGUUUCAUGAUGCUGCAACGACCUCUAAAUCCACCCCCUUCUAUGCCCCAGCAGCCGGCGGUGCAGACGGCUCCCUCCUCCUGAAUGACGAAGAAGCUGCAAGAGCCGAUAACGACCCUCUCCAAGCUUUCCGCGGGAACUUGACAGAAGUCUACACCCAAUACCACGCCUCCCACAAUAUCUCAGCAGCAGACCUCGUCCAGUUCGCAGGAAACCUAGGAACCCGCGCAUGCGCCGGUGGUCCUCUUGUGAGAACAUGGGUAGGCCGUAAAGACAACUCCGCCGCCGCACCACCAGGUCUCCUCCCACCUGGUUUCGGCCCCGGCGCAGAUGCCGAUAGCCUAAUCGGUCUCUUCGCCGACAAGGGAAUAUCAGCGCAAGAUCUCGCCGCUCUCAUCGGGGCGCAUUCUGUCAGUCAGGCGUUUGCGCAGCAGAUUAAUGGGAUCCCGGCUGCUGGGAGUCAGGAUAGUACGCCGACGGUAUGGGAUACUGUUUACUACAGCGAAGUACUGGAUUCGAAGAAUGAGACGGGUGUGUUUGAUUUCGAGAGUGAUAGGAAUCUUGCUGCUGAUGGGACGACGAGGCCGUUCUUUGAGAGGUAUGCGAGGAGUGUGAGGGCGUGGAAUGCGGAUUUUGUGGUGGCUAUGGAGAAGUUGAGUCUUUUGGGGAUACCGCAGGCGGACCGGGCGAGGUUUGUUGAUUGUACGAGUGUUAUUGCUGGGUAG
This is a messenger RNA of Fulvia fulva, 954 nucleotides long. RefSeq names its product Versatile peroxidase VPL1. Lineage: Eukaryota; Fungi; Ascomycota; Dothideomycetes; Mycosphaerellales; Mycosphaerellaceae. The record is from RefSeq and is a predicted model, not a curated record. The coding region runs from base 1 to 954 and encodes 317 amino acids. The transcript has 2 exons. Gene Ontology annotation, biological process: cellular response to oxidative stress; response to reactive oxygen species; hydrogen peroxide catabolic process. Gene Ontology annotation, molecular function: heme binding; peroxidase activity.